Messenger RNA from Musa acuminata subsp. malaccensis (wild Malaysian banana), 844 nucleotides. The record is from RefSeq and is a predicted model, not a curated record. NCBI's taxonomy places the organism in Eukaryota, Viridiplantae, Streptophyta, Magnoliopsida, Zingiberales, Musaceae.
ACGGGGGCCGACAAAGGAUGACGUCACUGCUGCCCCAAAUAGCCGAGUCUAUAUAUUUCGACUCCCCCUCCCUCGACGGUUUUACCAGCCGCUUCGCUUCCCUCCUCCCCUCCAAGUGCAGAUGAAGAGCACAGGAAACGGGAAGGAGAACGCAUCGCCGCCUCGGCCAUCUCCGUCCUACACCGUGCCGCUUCGCAUCAUCCGCCAGCCCCUGGCCAAGCCGUGGCGGCGGCCCGUGCCGCCGCCGCCGCGAGUGUAUCACGUGCAUCCUCGAGGCUUCCGGCAGCUGGUCCAGAGCCUCACCGGCGCCCCGCGGCCGCGCUCUUCCGAGCCAGCGACCGAAUCCGCGACGACGCCUUCGGCCCCUCUGAUACCAGCGUCUCCUACGCUGCUCUCACCACCGACAUUCGCUGCUCUUACCAGCGUCAUGGAGGACAACAGCGCAAAGCUGGAGUUCGCAUUGCCUUCGCCGUAUCCGGAGGCGUACACAGCGUGGAAUUCAUCUCCCAUCUGGGGAACGAUGGUGGAUGAUGACGGCCAUGUCUACUUCUAAUUAGUAGCCUCCGUCUCGGCUCCUCUGUUCUUGGAUCAAUCAAUCACUCAGACUAGACAUGCCCGAAAAUAAAAGCAGAGGAACAGAGAAGUGUGUUCUGUUCAUGGGUUAUGAGGAUUAUAUAUAAUUACAUAAAGAAUAAAAUAUGGAAGAAAAAUAUAAAUAGAUGUCGAUAGAAAACAAGAAAGCCGACAAUUGUGAAUUAAGUAAUUAUACGAAAUAUAUCAUAUAAUAUUUGAUCAUAAACAUGACGGUCUUUUUUUUAAUUUAAGCUUUUGAGAUGGUUUGUAU